ACUACUAGUUGGUAGUAACGUCAAAUUUCGAAGGUUAUGUUAUGUUUAAGGACGCGACUUUUUUAUUGUUUUAAUUUAUAUAACUGCCCCAGUUAUAUGUAAUUAACUUGCAAUGGAUGAAGAAUACGACGAGAGAAAUUGGGAUACCGUUGAUCGACUCGAUAAUGACUCAGAUGCGGGCGAUGAAACGGAAAACCCUGAGCAGGUCCUUAAGGAAUGCGCGGAGAAAUUUUCGACCUCAGACUACAUAAUGGAACCGGGAAUUUUCUCCCAGCUGAAACGGUAUUUCCAGUCUGGAGGAAACCCCUUGCAAGUGAUUGAAGAAUUAUCACAGAACUACACCGCCGUAGCCCAGAUGGCUAACUUGAUAGCAGAAUGGCUAAUCACAGGUGGAGUCAAUGUAACUUCGGUUCAAGCAAUGGUGGAGAACCACUUAAAAGAGAUGAUUUUGAAAACAUUUGAUCCCAAAAAAGCUGACACGAUUUUCACAGAAGAGGGUGAGACGCCAGCUUGGCUGACACAGCUAAUUGAACAUCCCACGUGGCGGUCACUGAUUUAUAGAUUAGCUGAGGAGUAUCCAGACUGCUUAAUGUUAAAUUUCACAAUUAAGCUUAUUUCCGACGCCGGUUUCCAAGCUGAAAUCACAAGCAUUUCAACGGCAGCUCAACAGUUGGAAGUCUUCUCUAGAGUACUCAAAACUUCAAUUGCUAGUUUUUUGACCAAUCCAGAAGACUGGCAAAAUACCAGCAAGGAGUGUGCAAAAAUGGUGUGCCACGGCCAGCACACAUACGUUUACAGUCAAGUGAUUAUCCACGUGUUAGCUCGAGAAUCCAAGGGUGGCAGUAGCAUGAAGCGACUGUCUCAAGAAAUCACGAAAUGCGCCCAAAAAAAUGGCCAUGACGUAACUCCAAUCACAAUGGCGUUAAACGGCGCCUCUGCAUACCCUCUGGCCUGCCAGGCCUUGACAUCAAUGCUUUCAAAAAAUACACUUAAUCCAGCCGACAUUACAGUUCUGUACAGAAAUUACAACGCUCCAGACCCUCCUCCCAUUGAUUUAAUCAGAACUCCGCAAUUUCUGGAAUUAUUGAUUGAUGCCUUGUUUAAACCUGGAGUAAAACUCAACCCCGACCACAAGCCCAAAUAUAUCCAUUUGUUAGCUUAUGCAGCAAGUGUCUAUGAAAUGCAAGCCAAAAAAGGGCAAAAAAGAGUGGUCAAUAAAGAUGAACUUCAAGCGACUAUUCAUUCAAUUGAAACGGUCCACAAUAUUUGUAAUACCAAUAAAGGGAGUUCAGAGCUAAUGGCAGAACUUGCAACGCUGUAUCAGUGUCUCAGGUAUCCAGUCGUUUCUGUUGGAAUUAUCCGUUGGGUUGAGUGCACUGUUACCGAAGCAAGUUACUUUAAAUUGUCAACAGAACACACUCCAAUUCAUUUGGCGCUCUUGGAUGAAGUAGUUACUUGUCACCCUCUUCUCCAUAAUCAAGUACUCGACUUACUAAUCAGGUUGUUUGAAUCCAAGCAAGACGAACUGGAAAUUUUAGUCCAACUUGAAAUGCGCAAAAUGGUCCUUGACAGAAUGGUAAAUUUGCUAUGUGCUGGAUGUGUGGUACCCGUUGUAAAGUACAUAAAACAGUGUUGGCAAAAAGGCGACACGGACAUAUCCCUGAUUCGUUACUUUGUAACGGAAGUUUUGGAGACCAUCGGGCCCCCUUAUAGCUCCGAAUUCGUCCACUUAUUUAUGCCAAUGGUUGAAAAUGACGAAAUUACGGGAACAAUGAGAGGAGAUGGGGAGAACGACCCCGUGUCUGAAUUUAUCGUCUAUUGCAAAGCAAAUUACACCGCUGUUGUAUAACAGCACCUUAAUAAUAAGAAUGUCUAUUAUUGUAAAAAAUAAAAAACCUUCCGCUAAA
Molecule: messenger RNA, 1907 nt
Organism: Tribolium castaneum (red flour beetle)
Lineage: Eukaryota; Metazoa; Arthropoda; Insecta; Coleoptera; Tenebrionidae
Gene: TH1
Product: TH1
Exons: 10
Coding region: 113-1849 (578 amino acids)
Biological process (GO): negative regulation of transcription elongation by RNA polymerase II
Cellular component (GO): NELF complex; nucleus
Molecular function (GO): RNA binding
Source: RefSeq, a predicted model, not a curated record